ACAGUACUUGUUCCAAAAUUUCGCAACCACCACCCCCGACGAUAACUAUGUGAAGAUUCACACUCAACACACACACACCUUCUCCUCUCUAUCACCUCAGGCGAAUUCUCCAUCAGACACCCACUUCAGCUAAUCUUCAUUCUUCACUCCGCUAUUUCCCCAAUUUCAGACCACAAUUUCUUUACUUCUUAUCAGAAUUAGCUUCCCCCAAAUUCACUGCAUCAUUUCUUUUGUUCUUGUGGAUUACAGAACCAGUUGUGGAUGCACAGUAACAUGAUAUGAUAUGUGUGUUUGAUGCCGUUUCUUGUUAAUCUUCUUGACUUAUAUUUUAAUUUCUUGAAGGGUAGAGCGUUUGCCGUGCCCUCCAAGUUCGUUUACCAUUCUAGUCAAAAUUAGGGUUUUGUUAUUGUUUAUUGUCUGUUCUUUGUGAUACUUUUGGUGUUUAUAUUCUGUUUUGGUAAUCGGAGGCUAGAAAUGGAACCUCCUUCUGCAAGUAAUUUAUCUUCAAGUAGCAGUAGAAGUGGUUUAAGGUUCCGAUUACGCGAAAUCAUUCGGGCGCCACUUUUGUCCUUUUUGGAGCAAUCGGGAGUUUUCCACAACCAAUCACGACCAGUUUCUACUUCUGAUCUCGAGAUGCAGCAUGAUAAUGUAAAUGAUGAUGUGUCCGGUGGUGUAGUCAACGGAGGAGAGGAGGUUUCUAUUAGGAUUAUGGGCGCCGUGGAGGAAGAGUUGCCGGCUAAUGCGGUGGCGAAUGGUGGCGGAGUGGUUGGUAAUGGUGAGGAACAAAUAGGUAACUUUAGCGAGAGAGGAGUAGAGGAGUUAAGAAAUGGAGUUGAUGAGCAGACACCUGCAACUUCUUCAAAUAACAAUCGAUAUGAUAUUCAAAAUGUCGCACAAUGGAUUGAGCAGAUUCUUCCUUUCUCUUUGCUUCUCUUGGUUGUUUUAAUUCGCCAACAUUUACAAGGUUUUUUUGGGACAAUUUGGAUAUCUGCAGUUCUAUUCAAAUCAAAUGACAUUUUACAAAAGCAAACUGCUUUGAAGGGAGAGAGGAAGUUUUUUGUUCUUAUCAGCAUCACUGUGAUCUUUUAUCCUUCAUGUAGUUUUUGUUUACUGGUGGUAUCAAAAUGA
Lactuca virosa is the source of this 1128-nucleotide messenger RNA. NCBI's taxonomy places the organism in Eukaryota, Viridiplantae, Streptophyta, Magnoliopsida, Asterales, Asteraceae. The record is from the annotation of a GenBank genome assembly.